Exaiptasia diaphana is the source of this 961-nucleotide messenger RNA. RefSeq names its product mucin-5AC. The record is from RefSeq and is a predicted model, not a curated record. Bases 105 to 950 code for a protein of 281 amino acids. The transcript has 5 exons. NCBI's taxonomy places the organism in Eukaryota, Metazoa, Cnidaria, Anthozoa, Actiniaria, Aiptasiidae.
CUCGCGUUGAACAAGAGAAGAAAAGAGCGAACAGCUAUCCUGACUGCCUGGCUCGGUGGAAAGAAGCGAAAUUUUACCCAAGAGAAUUGAAAUAACGCAGAGCCAUGCUGUCCUAUUGGCUGAUUCUUGCUGUUCUUGGUGCAUUAAAUGUGGCUGCUGACGCGACCAAUUGCUGGCAAAAUACUGUCACUAUUUACUAUAAUGUUGGUCCAUCAAUACUGCAACUACAACAGAGAGAGGCAGAUGUCAUUAUGAACCAGGUGUUAGGCGUUGCUAAGACAAAGAUAAAGAACUGUAAUGGUCUAACGCUUAUUCUUAUCAAGACUACCAUAACAACACCAUCUAACAACUACGCCAUUGUUGGUCAGUUUGGAGUUCUUUAUGGUAACAUGGACGCUUCUCAAAAGCAAAMGUCUUUUACCUGCCUUGGGMAUSAGCUUAUCUAUUCGRMSGUCAUUCAAAACCCAGAUMUGUAUACUAACCCCAUAGGGAGCAACAACUGGCCUGACAGAGCUUCACAAUCAAACCCUCAGGAUACMACAUGCGUUAUUGCUUCAAAUGUUUCGUCGUUACUACAGCUCUCACAAAGGACUGCAUCAGUAUCGACAAAAACAUUUACACCGACACCAACAUCAACUUUGGCAUGGCUCACAUCGACAACGCUAUUUCCAUCGUCAUCAAUAGAUGASGGACUGACAGUGUCACCCUCACCAUCAUCAUCGCCCACGUCAUCGUCAAGAGACGAAUGGACAAUUGYCAUUCUUMCRACGUCUGCAUUAACAUCAUCGUCAUCGCCCACGUCAUCGUUAAUAGUUGAAACAAACUAUCCAACAGUUGAUACAAUGAUAUCGCCCUCGUCAACGWCUGACUACUUUUCGUCAUCAACAUUAGCACCAACCACCACCSUGUAUAGSAGUACUGAAAGUAUGUCUAUUCUUAAAUUAAUUUAAACUCAUUUAGC